Molecule: messenger RNA, 732 nt
Organism: Dovyalis caffra
Lineage: Eukaryota; Viridiplantae; Streptophyta; Magnoliopsida; Malpighiales; Salicaceae
Source: the annotation of a GenBank genome assembly
AUGGCAUCAUCCCGCUUACAGAUUCAACCCGACGAGUCAGUCCUCCUGCGAGUCACUCACUCCAAUCUCAAGUCUUUCUCUUCUGAAAUUCGCUUCUCUCUUCAGUCUACAGUGGAAGCUGUGAAAGAUAAGCUAUGGAGAAAAUGCGGGACUUCAGUGAAUUCAAUGCAACUCGAGCUUUAUGAUGAUACAAACACAAAAAUCUCGAAUUUAACUGAUGAUUCUAGACCUCUAGGUUUCUACUCUCCUCUUGAUGGGUAUCGGUUGCAUAUAAUAGAUCUUGAUCCUUCAUCAGUAACAUCCGGUGGGUGGCUGGAGGAUACGUCAUUGGUGGAGAAAUAUUCAAUUUCUGAAGAGGCUUAUGAUAAACGUGAUGGUACUUUUAGAAAAUUUAAAGAAAAAAUGGCAGCUCAAAAUCCAUCAGCUUUUGCACCUAAGAUAACAGAUGACUACAUGGAAGACCUGUGUGCUAAUAUUAAGGUGGGCAACAGAUGUGAGAUUGAACCAGGGGAGAAAAGAGGGGUUGUCAAGUAUGUUGGUCGAGCAGAAUCUCUUGCACCAGGUUUUUGGGUUGGAGUUCAGUUUGAUGAACCAUUCGGAAAACACAAUGGCAUGGUAAAAGGAGUACGCUACUUUGAUUGCCCUCCACUUCAUGGUGCUAUGAUUAGGCCGGACAAAGUAAAGGUUGGUGAUUAUCCAGAAAGAGAUCCUUUUGAAGAGGAUGAAAUAUAA